UUCAACAGUUGAACUUUUAGCAGUAAUGAAAAUGAGAGACAAAAAUACAAAAUCGAAAUUGGAAUAAUUGAGUAGGCAAUAAAAAAAAUAAGAAUUAAAAUAAUUAAUACAGAAAAUGACAAACAAUAGUUCAAGCCAUAAUGAAAUUUCGGAUAAUGGUUUACAGUCUUCGAAUAUUCCCAUCAAUUCCACAGAAACCUUAUUCUCACAUCAUAACAGGACUCGUAGAAACCAACAGUUUUUUAGCGAAGAUUUUAUACAAAAAUUAAACACUUUACACUCAAGAGUACUUGAAACGGGAAUCGUUACAUCGGAUGAUCUCCAUGCAGCGUUACGUACUCAAAUUGAACAACAAAAUCCAAAUCGAAUCAAUCUAUGGAUAGCUUGCGGAGUUUUUGCUUUCAUUUUUUUAGCUACACCAGUGGUGUACGAAGUUGUUCAUUUCUUAUUGGGUGUUAGAUGUUUUGUACCAAAUAAUUAUUUAGUAUGGGAAGCAACACGUCCUAUUAGUGAUUGUCGCUUUUGUAGUCAAGUGAAAGGCCCUUUAAUAUUACAAAAUUUAACCAGGGAAGAAUUUUCUCCAUUUGCUUAUUCUUCGCAACCUAUUAUUAUAAAAAAUGCUGUUGGACAUUGGCCAGCAAAAAAAAUUUUAAAUUUUACUUUUUUACGAGAUUUGUAUUUAAAAGUACCUGGUGCAUUAGAGGAAGAUUGCCAAUUUUUACAUUUUCGUUCAGAUUUUAUGACACUGAGGGAAGUAUUUCAAAUGUCAGAUGCUAGAUCUAAGUUUACAGAUGGUUAUCCUCCGUGGUAUGUUGGCUGGAGUAAUUGCCAUCCAGUUAUAUUAGAGGAAUUGCGAAAAUUAUAUCCAAGACCUCAUUUUUUACCAGAAGAUGCUGAAAUGCCGAAUACUGAUUAUAUAUUUUUAGGAUACGAACAAGGAGCUAUAAUGCAUCUCGAUUACAUACCAAGAUUGAUGUGGCAAGCUCAAUUACAGGGGAAUAAAAGUUGGGUCUUAGCACCUACACCUGAGUGUGAUCAAAUUUGUCAUUCUUUUUCUUUUUAUGUUGAGCCAGGAGAUGCAGUCUUAGUUGAUACAAGAAUUUGGUACCAUGGCACAUCUAUUCCUAAAGGUCAAUUUGCUCUCACUAUACAAUCUGAAUAUGGAUAAAGCAAAUGAUUAAACUUAAUACAUUCAAAUCAGACAGCGUACGAUUUUUGCACUUAUAAGGAUGAAAGUUCAAUAUAGUCCUUAGUUUAAAACAAUUUUUAUUUUAUUUUUGAGCGUUUGGCCAAAGUAUUUUUACAUUGUGUUUGAAUAAAUCGAAAUAUAAUGUCAUCUAGUCAUAAAAAUUUUUAUUAUAAUUUCAAAAACUUGUUUAUUUUUUCUUGUAAAAAAGAGAAAAAAAAUAAAAAUUUAUUUUACCAUAACAAUA
This is a messenger RNA of Condylostylus longicornis, 1433 nucleotides long. RefSeq lists its product as uncharacterized. Bases 116 to 1168 code for a protein of 350 amino acids. The record is from RefSeq and is a predicted model, not a curated record. The transcript is spliced from 3 exons. NCBI's taxonomy places the organism in Eukaryota, Metazoa, Arthropoda, Insecta, Diptera, Dolichopodidae.